AAUACCUUUUCUUCACUUGAAUACAACAAUAUCGUCUUCAACAUUCACUUUUCUCGCUGAUACCGUUCUCUAACUACCUUUCCAAAUUUCACCGCUCCUUCAAAUCUCUCAAUUUUCAUCAAUGGCAGGUAGAGGCAAAACCCUAGGAUCUUCCAACGCCAAGAAGGCUACAUCAAGGAGCAGCAAAGCCGGCCUCCAGUUCCCCGUCGGCCGUAUCGCUCGGUUCCUUAAAGCCGGAAAAUACGCUGAACGCGUCGGCGCCGGUGCCCCUGUUUAUCUUGCCGCCGUUCUCGAAUAUCUCGCCGCCGAGGUUUUGGAAUUGGCUGGAAAUGCUGCAAGGGAUAACAAGAAGACACGUAUUGUGCCGAGACAUAUUCAAUUGGCUGUGAGGAACGAUGAAGAAUUGAGCAAGCUUCUUGGUGAUGUUACCAUUGCUAAUGGUGGUGUUAUGCCCAAUAUUCACAAUCUUUUACUCCCAAAGAAGACUGGUGCUUCCUCUAAGUCCGCCGCUGCUGAUGAUGAAUGAACUUGAUUUUGCUGAGCAAUUACCAAAUUCAGUUUCAAUUUUUUGUAUCUGUUUUAAGGUUCAAACAAUGUUUUGAUCAUUGAGCUGCUAGGUUAAGUUAGGGUUUCAAGUUAGUGAUGUGAAUACAUUGAUUUUCAUCUUGUGACUCUGAAUGAGAUUGUUGAAAAUUUUAUUCAUUGGUGUCUUUCAAUUUUGAUGUGUCAUCUUUUGAGUUGAGUUAUACUCAAGGGUUUGAUAA
Molecule: messenger RNA, 764 nt
Organism: Cicer arietinum (chickpea)
Lineage: Eukaryota; Viridiplantae; Streptophyta; Magnoliopsida; Fabales; Fabaceae
Product: probable histone H2A.3
Cellular component (GO): nucleosome
Molecular function (GO): structural constituent of chromatin; protein heterodimerization activity; DNA binding
Source: RefSeq, a predicted model, not a curated record